Messenger RNA from Eruca vesicaria subsp. sativa (arugula), 939 nucleotides. The record is from the annotation of a GenBank genome assembly. Lineage: Eukaryota; Viridiplantae; Streptophyta; Magnoliopsida; Brassicales; Brassicaceae.
GAUUUCCUUUGGUUAUUUUUUUACCGAAGCGUUGAAGUGACGCGCGCCCAGCGACCAGCGUUAACACAACGCUCGCGUCAAAGUGAAGCUGCUUUCGAUUCUAACUGAUACAUCAACCAACGUGAAACAAUAUGUCUACUGAGUUGUGUCCGGAGAGGCCUUUGUUUGGGGGCGCAAUCUCUAGCUCCUUCCCUCAGAGAUUCCAGGAUGCGAGUAAUAUCCGUCAAGUUCCAGAUCAUCAGGAAGUGUUUGUUGAUCCUUCAAGGGAUGAGAGUUUGAUUUUUGAGCUUUUGGAUUUCAAGUCUGACGUUGGGGACAUGGGCAGUGCUUCUUGGUUCCUUCAUGAUCUUGCCCGUGAGCAAGAUGCCGAAGGUUUCAAGUUGAUUGAGCAAUCAAAUGUCAUUGAUGUCCCUGGAUUGUCUUAUAGAAAUAUUCCUUCGGUUGCCACAACUGCUAUUGGAGAGAUGGCUAUAUCCAAAGGAAGACAGGGAAGAGAAGCACAAAACCUAUUGAGGGUUUAUGUGGCGAAUAUUCGUCUUAAGGGAGUUGAAACAGAUGUCUUAGUGACUGCAUAUGAACCUAUCCUCAUCAACCCUCUGAGUGAAAGUGCUAAUGCAGUAGGAUCUGGUUUAGCUGUACCAGCUUCACAAUCUGGAAUAAUGCCAAUGUGUGAUGUCAUUAAACAAUCACUCUCUGCCUUCAAAGUCAAUGACUGGAGUCUUUUUGGUUCCUCUGCUUGAGUCUAGGAAUCAUCAGCACAAUGAAACACAUCCAAGCUGUGAAUUGGUGUUAUGUCGGUUCCGAUUAAAUUUUUAAUUUCAAGUGGUUUGAGUCUAUCCAAGCUUGUGUUAGUGGAUUGAGAGAGUGUUCUUAUGUUUAAGCAAUGUUUUUGUUCUUUGACGUCUUGAAUUCAAUAUAAUAUGGAUAAUCCAUCAUCUA